GAAAGAGGAGUCCUAAACCGACUAGGCUGCCUCAUACUCAGAAUCUACCUGUAAUUCUAUCUCAAUUCCCCAAAUUACCCCCAAUACAUACAACGGCGCGCCCUUACUCUUAUUUAUACGUAUCGGGACGCCGUUUCUCCUUUGUAGGCCUCAUCUCAUCUGCACAUUGCGAGAGAGAGAGAGAGAGAGGAACAAAAAUCGGAGAGUUAGGGCGAGAGAGAGAGAGAGAGAGAGAGAGAGAGAGAGAGAUCUAUGCAAUCGAAGAAAAGGCCUUCGAGUGGUGUAGAAACAAAAAUUGGAGUGGAUUUUUCUGAAUGUUAUUAUGAUUAUUAUGAGCUGGCUUGAUAAACUGCGUCGUUCUUCAAAUUUCAGCCGCUUCAUUGCCGGCCUUUUGCUCUUCCUUCUUUAUCAUUCUUCUCAAUUGAUUUCUAAUUUUCCCGUUCCUAUACACCCGUAAAAUUAUACAAUCAUCCACCGUUGCUUUCCAAGUUUUUGUCCAUCAAUUUGCAUUGUUUGAAUUUCGAGAAAAAUUCGCCGGUUUUUUGGCACCGGCUGUUAAUGGAUAUCAAUUGUGAUGACGAUUUGCUCUCUAGCGAUUUCUUUGACGACAUCUAUAGCUCCCGUGUUGGAAAGCAACAUGGUGCAUUGCCUUCUGUCAUUGUCAUUGGUGGAGGUAUAUCAGGGAUUGCUGCAGCGCGUAUGCUUCAAAAUGCAUCUUUUAAGGUAAUCUUGUUGGAAUCACAAGAUAGAAUUGGCGGCCGUAUUUGCACUGAUUACUCAUUUGGUUGCCCAGUUGACAUGGGAGCAUCAUGGCUACAUGGUCUCUGCAAUGAGAAUCCGUUGUCUCAAGUUAUAAGCUGCUUGGGGCUUACAUUAUAUCGUACAAGUGGUGAGGACUCAGUUUUAUAUGACCAUGAUUUGGAAAGCCUCGAGGAGACGGAUAAAGUGAGGAAUGAACAUAGUGAUGACAUGUCUGUAAGGCAAGCGAUAUCCCUUGUGCUGGACAGGCAUCCAGAAUUGAGACAAGGAGGACUUGCAUAUGAAGUACUGCAGUGGUACAUCUGUAGAAUGGAGGCAUGGUUUGCUGCAGAUGCAGACACAAUAUCUCUGAAAGCUUGGGAUCAGGAGAAAGUUCUUUCUGGUGGUCAUGGACUGAUGGUGCAAGGUUAUGACCCUGUUAUAAAGUUCUUGUCAAAAGAUCUUGACAUCCGCUUAAAUCACCGGGUUAAAAGGAUUGUCAAUGGAUAUAAGAAAGUGGUUGUUACGGUUGAGGAUGGGAGGAACUUCGUUGCUGAUGCUGCAAUUAUUACUGUGCCUCUAGGGGUUCUGAAAGCUAAUUUAAUUGAGUUCAAGCCUAAGCUGCCUGAAUGGAAGCUUUCUGCAAUAUCAGAUCUUGGUGUGGGCAAUGAGAAUAAGAUUGCAUUACGAUUUGACAAUGUUUUCUGGCCAAAUGUGGAAUUUUUGGGCGUAGUUGCACCCACCUCUUAUUCUUGUGGUUAUUUUCUCAAUCUCCACAAGGCCACAGGUCAUCCAGUUCUUGUCUAUAUGGCAGCUGGAGCCCUUGCAUAUGACCUGGAGAAGCUAUCAGAUGAGGCUGCUACAAAUUUUGUGAUGUUACAGCUGAAGAGAAUGUUCCCUGAUGCAUCUGAGCCUGUUCAAUAUCUUGUGUCGCGCUGGGGAUCAGAUCCCAACAUCCUUGGGUGUUAUUCCUAUGACGCAGUUGGGAAUUCAGAUGAUAUAUACGAUCGGCUCCGAGAACCUUUGGGCAAUCUUUUCUUUGGGGGCGAAGCCGUGAGCCUAGAUCACCAAGGUUCUGUACAUGGUGCGUAUUCAGCUGGAAUUAUGGCAGCAGAAAAUUGUCAAAAGCAUCUUAUGCAGAGGGUUGGAAGCUUGGAAAGGAUUCCAGUCCUCGCCUCAAGAGAUAAAAUUGUUGAAGUUCCAGUUCCACUUCAGAUCUCUAGGUUGUGAGAUCAUGCUAUACUGUCUGAAUUAAUGUUUUCUUAGAUUUGGAAAAUUCUUCCAAAUGUACUGUUUCCUUUUCUUCAAAUGGUUAGUUUUGCAAACAGUAUAUCUGUUUCUUUGUCUUCAAAUGGUUGGUUAUGCAAACAGAUUAGAACAUUGUUCUGUUUACCUGAUUAAGUGAAUUUUCAAUUUACAAAUUUAUCCAAA
This is a messenger RNA of Olea europaea var. sylvestris, 2169 nucleotides long. RefSeq names its product probable polyamine oxidase 4. Bases 559 to 1968 code for a protein of 469 amino acids. Lineage: Eukaryota; Viridiplantae; Streptophyta; Magnoliopsida; Lamiales; Oleaceae. The record is from RefSeq and is a predicted model, not a curated record. Gene Ontology annotation, molecular function: polyamine oxidase activity. Gene Ontology annotation, cellular component: peroxisome. Gene Ontology annotation, biological process: polyamine catabolic process. The transcript has 10 exons.